Chinchilla lanigera (long-tailed chinchilla) is the source of this 648-nucleotide messenger RNA. RefSeq names its product H/ACA ribonucleoprotein complex subunit 1-like. Bases 36 to 503 code for a protein of 155 amino acids. The record is from RefSeq and is a predicted model, not a curated record. The transcript has 6 exons. Lineage: Eukaryota; Metazoa; Chordata; Mammalia; Rodentia; Chinchillidae.
GAAGUCCCUCCAGCAUUGAGGAGAGGGACAGCGCCAUGGCUACAGUCAGGAUGCUGCUGGUCCUGUUGGCAGUGGCUCUGCUGGCCCUGAGCUCGGCUCAGAUCCUAGAGGACGGGUGGCAAAUACCUUCAAUGAUGACCUCAGUCCUAAGCCAGCAUCUUCGUGGUGUUCAUCCUGAAGACGCUCUUCAAGUGCUAGGAUCCCCUCAGGAGGAAGAGUCCCAACUAUCAUAUGACGGCUCAGAUGGAGAAGCACCAGGGGAAUCACAGGUCAUUCCUCAAAAGGAACCCAAAGGUCAGCGUGGCAAGAAGGGCAAAGGUGGGAAGAAAGGCCGUGGCGGCCGUCCCGCCCAGGAAGACCAGGAGAGUUCCCCUGGAAAGCAGCAAAGAGGCCAAGGUCGCCAGGGCAGUCGAGGUGGCAAAGGUGGUAAAGGUGGCCAGAGAGGCCAGCGUGGAAGAGGUGGCCAGGGAGGUCAGAGCCAGAGCUUUGCGUUUGACCAGUGACGAGGAAACCCAAUUGGAGAUGGCCCUGGUGACCCCCCCAGAAUCUGAUGGAAAACAACUGGUGACUUUGGACUUUUCAGCAGUGUAUACUUCUUUAUCUUUCCUUUCUCCAACUUCAAAACAUCAAUAAAAUCAUCAGCAUCAA